CAGAGUCAAGUGGUGCCCGUCGGUUGUCAGCCACUGUGGCCACAACACAAGGCGGACUUGGUUGCCAACAUCGUUAGCUUGGCCAGUCGCCGUGCCGCGCAGUUGGUCAGUUCCAAUCGAAACGGCUUAUUGAGCAGACGCGCGCGUUCCCUCCAAGUCACAGCAGACUCAACGCACAGGUCUUCUAAUUUAGGAAUAUCCACGGUCUCUGAAUAGCCCAAAAGAACCUAUUUUUAAACCACUCGCAAAGCCUUGACUGCUAAUGAGAAUCAAAAUGCGCGCCUGUGGACCCAGUCUAAUCAAAUAUAUUUUAUUUGCCUUCAAUGUGCUCUUUGCGCUUUCGGGCUUGGGCAUUCUGGUGGCCGGCGCCAUCGUUCUGGCCGAUGUCAAUGAGUUCAAUCACUUCGUGGAGGGACGCGUGAUGGCUCCUCCCAUCGUGCUGAUCGUGACAGGGCUGAUCAUAUUUCUGAUUGCCUCGCUGGGCUGCUUUGGCGCCAUCAAGGAGUCGCCCACGCUGCUGCUAACGUAUGCCGUGCUGCUGGCCAUCAUCUUCAUCAUUGAGCUGGCCGUGGGCAUUGCGGCGAGCGUGUUCAAGAAGGACCUGGAGGGCAUGCUGAAGAACUCGCUGCAGGAGUCCAUCAAGCGCUCCAACCACGAGGACACCAUCGCCUGGGACAAUGUGCAGCGCAAGCUGAUGUGCUGCGGCGUCGACACGCCCGCCGACUGGCGUGCCCUGAGCCUGAACAAGACCCUGCCGGCCAGCUGCUGCCAGCCGCAGUUCAUCGACGCCGCCGUGGGACACUGCACCGAGUCGCCGGCCCUGGGCAAGGACAAGUACUACCAGGAGGGCUGCGUCGGCAAGCUGAAGGAGCGCAUCGACAAGAAUGCGGUCAUCCUGAUUGGCGUCGGCAUUGGCAUCGCCUUCAUACAAAUCCUGGGCAUCGUGCUCGCCUGCUACCUGGCGACUGUCAUACGGCACACGCGCCAAUCGAACUAA
This is a messenger RNA of Drosophila hydei, 997 nucleotides long. Its product is annotated as 23 kDa integral membrane protein. The record is from RefSeq and is a predicted model, not a curated record. The transcript is spliced from 3 exons. The coding region runs from base 263 to 997 and encodes 244 amino acids. Gene Ontology annotation, cellular component: membrane. NCBI's taxonomy places the organism in Eukaryota, Metazoa, Arthropoda, Insecta, Diptera, Drosophilidae.